Cynoglossus semilaevis (tongue sole) is the source of this 5368-nucleotide messenger RNA. RefSeq names its product pre-B-cell leukemia homeobox interacting protein 1a (gene pbxip1a). NCBI's taxonomy places the organism in Eukaryota, Metazoa, Chordata, Actinopteri, Pleuronectiformes, Cynoglossidae. The record is from RefSeq and is a predicted model, not a curated record. Gene Ontology annotation, cellular component: membrane.
GGAUCGCUCUUGUCUGGAGGUUUUUAUUUAUCUGAAGCUGCACCUUGCUGUGCCACUUUGAGCCUGCAGAGGGCGAUGUCUGACAACAGUUCGAGCACAGGCAGCAGCUCGUCCUCCACCAACAGUUGGACCCUCCUCUCCCCUGAGGACGGCGCUGUCGAAAGUUUGGGACCUGUUGAUGACGGGACUGAGAGCUUGGGAGAUGUUCCCAGUCUGUCUGAGGAGGUGGCAGGAGCUGCUGCGGAGUUCAAACCAUGUGACGCCACAGUAGAAACUGUGCUGUCGGAGGAGGGCCAUCAGGUGUGCCAGGAGACUUCUCCUGAGUCCAGUGAAGGUCCCAUCCCUUCAAGCCCAGCUGGGUCCAGUCCUCUGCCACACACUCCCUUGGACUGUGAAGACCUGGACUUGGAGAGUCAGCCUCCCAUCAUCCAUGAGAUUGACACCAGCUCACCCAGUGACAACGAGACCCUGGGAGCCACACCUUUUGUCACCAACAUUAAUGUGGAAGCUCAGCUGGAUGUUCCCUUAGCUGACCUGCCCCCCCUUGAGUUUGAGGAGCCCUUCUCUGUGUCUGCCCUGACCAGCGUUCCCAUCUGUACAGCGGUGUUUGACAAACCUGCCGAUGUUGACCAGGUUCAGGUGAACCCUGCUGAGGAGGUCGCUGAACCUGAGGUUGAAAUCCCCACAGCGACCACCACUGCUACAGAUGCUCCACCUCACGUGGACGCCGACAUCAGCUCGGCUCCAGAAACCACAGAGCUGCAAAGCCCUGAGAGUCUGAUGGCUAAAGAGGAAGAGGAGGAAGAAGGAGAAGAAGCAGAUGGACCUCCUGCACCAGAGACUGUCGGUGCAGUAGAGGAAGAAGAGGAGCAACAGGAGGAGGUGCUGGAGGAUGAGGCAGCAGAAAAAUGGGAGACAGAGGUUCAGGAGGAAGAAGAGGAGCCGUCAAUUAGUUUUGAUUCAGGCGACAGCGGCGGCUUCGAUGACGGACUGAGGAGGAGGAACGUUCCCUUCUAUGACGCACACAGACCCAGGACUUCAGAUGAGGAGGAAGAGGAAGAGGAAGUGGAGUUCAAGUUAGAAAAGAAGGAGGAAAAGCCCUGGUUCUCCCUCAACAAAUGCAUUGUGGGAGCUGUGGUGCUUCUCUUUUUAGGUUCCCUCUUCCUCUCAGGUGACUUUGACGCCUCUGAAGUGAGUGACGGUGAACAGAGCCAGGACUGGCCCAGCGGUGAUCCGCAGGAAAUGAAAGAGUUAUUGGAUAAACUGACCCAGGAAAACCAACACAUUGCUCUGUUGGAGGCUCAACUAAAGUCCCAGAAAGAGGAACUGACCUCAGCACUUCAGGCCGUGGCUGAAAGCGGUGACCAAAAGAGAAAAGCAGAUCUGGAAAAGGAAAAUGCAAGAUUGAAAGAGGAGCUGUCAUCUCUGCCCGAACUGAGGAGGGAGCUGGAGAGUCUGAGGGCAAGAGUGACAGAAGUCAACCAGCUCACAGCUGAUCAAACAGUACCGCAGGCUACUCCAGGUUCAUUACCGCAGCCAGCAGACGAGGAAGUUGAGAGCAGCCAAAAAGCUGCUGCACCUGAGAGGAGCCAGGAGACGAGUGAAGGAGCCAAGGUGAAGGACGGACUUCAGAGGCAGAAGCUUCUGUUGGAGGAGAGCAGGAAGAGGCUGGAGGGGAUGAAACACGGGGGAGGCAGCAGGAGGGACGUGCGGGAGAGCCUAGAGGUGAUUCAGCAGAAGCUUUCUGACAGAGUUGAAAGGUGGGAGAAGAAGAAGCCGCAGGAUUUCAAAUGGAAAGGCAACAAAGAGCCCGGCAAAGAGAAGGAACAUUGGAAAAAGGAAGGGAAGAAGGAGUGGAAGGGAGAGAAGGAGUGGAAACACAACAAAGAUGGAGGACGGAAGGACAAAGGUGAGAAGAAAGACAAAGAAUGGAAGCACGGUAAAGAUGGAGAACGGAAGGACAAAGAGGAGAAGAAGGAGAAGGUGUGGAAACAUGGUGAAAAGGGAGGCUGGAAGGACAAGGAGGAGAAGAAGGAGAAGGAGUGGAAACCUCAGAAGCACAACUCCCACAAAGAAGCCUGGAGGAAACACCAGGAUGAGUGGGAGAAAAGGAAGGAUGAGCGCAGAAUGGACAGGGAGGAGAGGAGGAAGGAGAAACCCUGGCACACUCAGUCUGAGAAAGACCACCACCACAGUCACCACCACCACAGUCCCCACCCGCAGCACCACCGCCACCAGCCUCGCCAGACUCCUCAGCCACACCACAAUGAUUUCUGGAGAGACCAGGAACAGAAGCUCAGGCGGAACCUCCGCCCUCAGCUGGGCUGCAGCUCCGUAGAGGACUGCGCCGGCAAGGAAGGGCUGUAUGCGGUGGAGCUGUCGGAGUUCGAGGAACUCCUGGAGGGCUACCUGAGCAAGCUGGAGGGCUCCUCGUCCGAGAGCAAGGACAAGAUUCGAAAGCUGACUGCAGGGUUUUUCGAGGAGGGAGUGUUUGUCCACGACAGAGUUCUGUUCAGCGACUUUGCAGAGGACAUUGCAGACAUUCUGGAGGACAUGGUGGAUGUUUUGGAGGACAAUGAUUCCUUGGAGGAGGAGAUGGAGGAGUUUGAACGUGAAGCCCUCUGGAAGUUCGCCGCCACAGCUUAAAUACAGACAGCCGUAGAGAGAGCAGGGCAUUUCAACACUAAGACCCAGUGAAGGACCAGUGGUGGCUCCUCCCACUCCCCCCCCCCCCCCCCCUCCUAACAGCUGUAAUUGUAGUCGUUUCUGGUACACGGUGGUUGUGCCUGUCAUAAAUGUGGUCCUCCGACUCUUUAAUUAUCAGCUUGUACCCCUCGUCCUGGACGUAGUGGUUGUUAGCUUCCUCCGUCAGGUCGGCCUCCUAAAGUCCUUCAGUAACGUGUUUGUGUGGAUUUCCUUCUGCUUCAUUAUAGUGUUCAGUACCUGAUGCAUGUCGCAGUUCAUGAUGAGAAGUCAGUAGUUGAGAGGAAGGUAAUUGCAAAUGGUUUAGUCGAUUCGUUGGAUUCCAUCUAUAUAACCUGUGGUGUUUGUUGUACAUAAGAUCCAGGAAAUAGAACGAUUGGUUGGUAAAUAUAUUUUUACUGAAUAUUUAAAAUUACAGGUGAGGUAUGCAGGCAUUUUGAAUAAGUAGUUGUUUUUUUUUUGCCCUGCGGAGGGCGCUAUAUGGGUUGUUUGAAGUCUCUGUUAAUAUUUGGGACUGGGUUGUUGUUGCCAGUUAAUCCAACUGUGUCAAUUAGUUCAAACUUUUUUCCACAAGAACAAGUCAAACAUGUAGCUUUAAAACUAGCUCCUGCACAACGGACAUUAAUCACAACUGGACAGGACAAGAUGGCGUCCUGUUGGAUAUUAAAGCACGACCUCCCUUUGUCUUGUAAACCUACUGCUUAAAAUUCUAUUUUUAGCUAGCUGAAGGGGUCAAUGCUACAGGAGCUGGGUUGAUAUAAGACGCUAAACCAAAAUUGUCAAGAACUCUUAACACUUGUCCACACACCUGUUCUCUCUGAAUGACUGCAUCUGACCUUCUGUGCCAAACCACGGUGUGGAGCAGUUGUAAUGGCGACGCCUCCUGAGGAGCUGACAGUCUGCAGCAGCCCAGGCCUCAGUUGACUUCUUUUCUAGUUGAGAAAUUCCUGCAUACUCUACCUUUUGCUGUUACCUCUUAUCUUAUCUGACAACACAAACGGCGUCUCCUCCAAACAGGUUAACACAAAGGCUGGUGGUGUUUUUGCAUGUGCUGGUUGCCUCAGGUUGGGUGUAGCAGUUUGAUCCCAGAGGAUUGAGAUCCCGCUUCUUUCACUGAUUAAAACGGGAGCGAGUCAGACCUGUUCUGUAGCUGCAGCUCUCCGGGCACAGAGCGUCGACUCAGCAGACUCAGGCUCGACUCCAAACUGCCGUUGACACAAAUGGGUGGGAAACCUGCAUUUAGAUUUUGAAACUGCUUAAAAAAAAGAAGCUUAACAGCAAUAGGACAGUGUUUUAUUUAUUUACAGCCGUAUUGAUGACUGCUAAACUACGUUAGCACUUUGCUCAAGCAUUCACAUUUCUGCAAUGUUCAUUUAGUUUCUUGUUUAUCUUACUGUGUGAUGUAGCCUCGAGAACGUCCAACACAUGUCAACUCCUGGAAUUUAUGGAUUUGUUAGAAAAUCUAAAUUCUGUAUUUAUUUUACUUUGUAUUGGUAGAAAUGAAUAGAAAAACUGUGGACCGAUGGAAAGCUGCUACAUUUGACCGUUUCUCAGUUCAACAAGUGAUUUACCAGAAUUAAGAAGUGAGAAAAACUUUUCUUUCAGGCUGGAGCUGGAAGGUGUGGCUGAACAGUCAGUACCAGUAGAAACCCACCUGGUGCAGGUGGUGCUACUGUGUAUGAUGUAGCGUAGUACUUGACAGGAAAUGUGCUAGAUUUUUUUUGUCUUAACGUUUUGACCAAGACAUGCAUAACAUUUGUGCUGCAGGAUUUGACAAACCUGGUAUUAACGUUAUAAUCCAGUUGCUUGACCUCGUAAAACUAUCCCUGCGAGCCAAAUUUGGGUAGGUGUCCACCAUUUGAGGAACAAUGAUUAAAGGUCAGAAAGACAGGCAAGGAAAAAAAGCUGAGGAACAGCACAGAUACAUUUCUUCUUUAGUAAAAUAUAAGAGUUUAUUUUUGUUUCAUUUGUUUUCUGGGGGGUUUUUUGUUGUUUUUUUUUCCUCGUUCGGUGGAAGUGAAUCUCAAAUCGACAGUUUGUGAUUGUUCUUUUAUCAGUAGUUGAAGCUUUGAAGUGUUUUAUUUACACUGUUGAAAACGCUGCAUCUCUUUACUUCUUUACGUAUUCCCAAGUGGGGGGUGGCAGACUUGGAUCUGGACCAUGACAGUGAAGACGUGGAGAUGUGCAUGUUUUGGUCAGGAGUCAUUUCUACUUUUCCAGCUAAAGCAUACGUGCCUUUAUUCUUCCAAGUAUCUUUGCUUUUGCAAGGUUAAAAAGUCUAAAAACUCUAUUUGAGUGUAACUGUCUCCACAGCAGAGAACGAAUGUCAAAGGGUUUACAUGUGACGUGAUGAUGUCAUCAUGAACGGGUACAGAAACAUUUAUGUUCAUGUUUAAACCAAAGGGAUCAAAUGAAGGUUUUGCCAAAAUGGAAAAAAAAAAAAUCCUGAAACGCAUUUUUCAAACAAAGUGAAAUGGAGAUAUUUGAGGUGUGAUGUUUGUCUCUGCAGGACGACUUCCUGUGCUUCCUGAGAGUCUGUGUCAGACACGUGCAUGUCGUUGGUGUCAUGAUGAAUUUGGAUCUUUUCUAGUUUUGUUUUCCUCUCCAUCACUUUGUCUUCUGUUAGAAAGUCAGUGUUAAGUUUAAUAAAGAUUUUUCACCGUCA